Messenger RNA from Eucalyptus grandis, 2211 nucleotides. RefSeq names its product transcription termination factor MTERF4, chloroplastic-like. Gene Ontology annotation, molecular function: double-stranded DNA binding. NCBI's taxonomy places the organism in Eukaryota, Viridiplantae, Streptophyta, Magnoliopsida, Myrtales, Myrtaceae. The record is from RefSeq and is a predicted model, not a curated record. Gene Ontology annotation, biological process: regulation of DNA-templated transcription.
UCUCGACUUAGAACAGUCAGCUCACUACCCACCUCACUGGUUCACUUCCCCCACAAAGCCCGCCCUUAUCACUUCCUCGGAGUCCCCGAAUCAUCCCCCUUUCUCUCCAUCUCUCUCUCUCUCUCUCUCUCUGCAACCUCCGAUUGGCGGAUUUUCAAGAACCGAAUUUUUUUCUCCCAUGGCUCGCUGCUAAUUCUCGCACCCAUUUCGGAAGCCCGCCCCUCCAGACGAUGCUCUCCAGGAGCUGCUGCUCCGCCGCCGCGAAGCCCGCCGCCUUCCUCCUCGUCCGCCAGGACCUCCCCGCCGCCCUCCCAUGGCGGUCGAGCCUCCCGCUCCGGGGCCGCCGCGACCGCCGCGUCUGGCAGAUCUCGCGGCCCCGGACCUCCGUCUCGGAGCGGGAUUCGCCCGCCGCGCCGGACGGCCCGACCAGGGUCCGGCUCGGCCGCCGGGAUAGGGGCUCCUCCUCCUCCUCCUCCUCCUCGUCCCUGUACAGCCGCCCCAGCCUGGCGGAGAUGAAGAGCGCGCGGCUGGAGAACCGCGCUAGGGUUUACGAGUUCCUCCGCGGGGUCGGGAUCGUCCCCGACGAGCUCGACGGGCUGGAGCUUCCCGUCACGGUCGAGGUCAUAAAGGAGCGGGUCGAUUUUCUCCACAAUCUGGGGCUCACGAUCGAGGACAUCAAUAACUACCCUCUCGUCCUCGGUUGCAGCGUCAAGAAGAACAUGAUUCCGGUGCUCGAUUACCUCGGCAAGCUAGGCGUCCGGAGGUCGACGUUGGUGGAGCUCCUGAGGAGGUAUCCCCAGGUUCUUCACGCGAGCGUCGUGGUCGACCUCGCUCCGGUGGUCAAGUACCUUCAAGGUAUGGACAUUAAGCCGAACGACGUUCCUCGCGUCCUUGAGAAGUACCCGGAAGUUCUGGGGUUUAAGCUUGAGGGGACCAUGAGUACUUCGGUUGCUUACUUGAUCGGGAUUGGGAUUGGUAGGAGAGAGAUUGGGGGAGUUUUGACUAGAUAUCCGGAGAUUUUGGGGAUGCGAGUGGGCCGCGUGAUAAAGCCCUUUGUUGAGUAUCUUGAAUACUUGGGCGUUCCGAGAUUAGCUGUGGCUAGAUUGAUAGAGAAGAGUCCUCACGUACUUGGGUUCGGUUUAGAUGACACGGUGAUUCCCAAUGUGGAGUUGCUGUUAGAAUUUCAUGUCCGGAGGACAUUGGUUCCCUCAGUUGUGGUGCAGUAUCCUGAGAUUAUAGGGACUGAUUUGAAGCCUAAGCUUCUGAAUCAGCGGUCUUUGAUUAGUUCGAUUACUGAGCUGAGUGAUGAAGAAUUCGGCAGAGUUGUUGAGAGGAUGCCGCAGGUUGUCAGCCUCAGCAGUACUGCUGUCGUGAAGCAUGUGGACUUUCUCAAAGAUUGUGGAUUUUCGUUGCAACAAGUUAAGGAUAUGGUUGUUGGGUGUCCUCAACUGCUAGCCUUGAAUAUAGAUAUAAUGAAGCUCAGUUUUGAUUACUUUAGAAAAGAAAUGGAAAGGCCUUUGGAGGACUUGGUCACUUUCCCAUUUUUCACUUAUAGUCUCGAAUCCACUGUAAAACCACGGCACAGAAGGAUUGCUAAGAAGGGUUUAAAAUGUUCUCUUGCCUGGCUUCUCAACUGUUCCGAUGAGAAGUUCAAGGAAAGGAUGGAUUAUGACAGUAUCGAUCUGGAAGAAAUGGAUGCAUUGCCAUCGUUCGAUAUGAAUACAUUUAUGAAACAUAGGAGUGAUGAUGAUGAAUCGGAGUCUGACUAUGAUGAUGAGGAUGAUGAGGAGUUUGUCUGAUACAAUGUUAAAUUUAGGUGGUUAUCUGGAGGAAAAAGCUGGAGAUCUUCUCCUCCUUAACUCUUCUGAGUUGGACCUAUUCAAGCAAGAUAUGGCUACUCGCUCCAUGUUGUCAUCUUUAGUUUCGCUAUUACAAGUGAAGAAAUUGCGGCAGCGGGAAUGGACACCACAGAUCAAAAGACUGUGCACAAGAUUCUCUUCCAGCCUAUGUUGGUCGUCAUAGAGACGAGCAUUGUAACUGUGCAUAUUUUGAAAUUGACAGCUGCUUUGAAUGUACUACUGCUUAAGAGGCCCUUGGCUUGACUUUAAAGGUCAUUUAGUAACAUUCAUCAUUCAUGUAUUGCUCAAUUUUUCCAUAGUCUGGGUGCUGAAUGUCGUUUUGAGGAGCUAACUAUUGGCUCUUUUACAUGUA